Molecule: messenger RNA, 5022 nt
Organism: Entamoeba dispar SAW760
Lineage: Eukaryota; Evosea; Mastigamoebida; Endamoebidae
Exons: 2
Coding region: 1-5022 (1673 amino acids)
Biological process (GO): vacuolar acidification
Cellular component (GO): RAVE complex
Molecular function (GO): protein binding
Source: RefSeq, a predicted model, not a curated record
AUGAAAGAAAUAAAACAUGUAAAUCCUUCUUAUAUAAAUUCAGGAAUGAUUAAUGACACUACUAAAUGGAAAUGGGGCGAAUAUAAACAAUUUCAUAUGAUUGGAUAUAUUAAUGAUAAUUCUAUUUUAAUAGUAAAUGCUGAUAAUCUACGGGUGUUUCAAGAACUUGUCUUUGACUCACCACCAAUUUCAUUCUCUUUUUCACCUAAAGGAACGCUUAUUAUUUCAACUAAAGAAGUAGUUAUUAUUUAUCAUCCAGAAAAUACAAGAACAUUAUUUCAACCCCCAUUAUAUCAAGAAUAUUCAAGACAAAAUAUACAAGUUGAUUCAGUAAACUUUUUAAAUAUUGAAAAUGAAGAGAAUAAAGAAUAUUUUAUUGUAACAGGUUUAUAUCUUCAGAUUUAUGAAAUUAAAAAACGUGAAUCUGACCAAAUUUUUUCUAUUCCUAUUGUUCAUCAAAAACAUUUAUCUACUUGUAUUGAUGGUAUUCAUUUUACUACUUGGGGUGAUAAAAAUUUUGUUAAAGUUUGGAAAUAUAUUCGUGAAACAAAUAAAGUUAUAGUACAAUAUAUUAAAACAAAUGGUAAAGUUAAAUUUGCUACUUGGAGAAGAAAUUGGACACAAGGAUCACCAACAUUACUUGUUAUUUGUGAUGAACAAUCAACUACAUUAUGGUAUGAUAACCCAUCAUCAAUUCAAAGUGAACCAUUUUCUUUAUUAUGUUUUACUGGAUUAUAUAUUCCAUCAUCAGAUGGAUUAGUGUCAUGGAUUUAUUAUCAUCAUAAAUUACAUAAUCCAUAUUUUCCAAUUUCUAAACCAAGUGAAUCAACGUCAUUAAGUGGAUUUCAUAGUGCGUCAUUAUGCCAACGAUUACUUCCAAAAAUAGAUAUUCCACGACAAUUUCCACCUGAUUAUUUAAUUCAAUUUGAUGGAACAAAAAUUAUUAUAAUAACUGUCUCUUUUACCCCUCAAGGAACUCCAAUUAUUGAUUUUUCUGAGCCAAUUCUAUUACCUGAUAAUUAUUACAAAACAUUUAAUUUUAAUAAAAUUAAUUCAUUUAUCCCUAUAAUUUGUGUUAUUAAUAAUUGUAAAAUAAGUAUUUAUCAAAAAGAAGCAUCAGAACAAUAUGAAUUAGAAGCAAUAUUAGGUGAUUCUUCUAAUGAUAUUGUUAUUUGUGAACAAAGAUCAGGAUAUAUUGAUGUUUUAAUUGGAAAGAAAAAUGUUCUUGAGUGGUGGGUACCAUCAACAAUUGCAAAUAUUAGAACAUAUAAUUCUGGAUAUGAACUAUUAGAUUCUAUUCAAUUUAGUGAAAAAAUAGGAGCAAUAGGAAUAACAAAAGAAGGUACUACUAUUGUUGCAAUAGGAAAAAAAAUUCUUGUUUAUAGUAAAUGGGAACAAAAUAUUCAAAGAAUUGUUCAAUGUAUUGAACCUCAACAAAGUUAUUCAUUAUAUCAUCCAAGAUGUUUAUUACAAUUAUUAUUUGCUGGUUCAUUUAAACAAGUUGAAAUUAUAUUAUCAGUUUAUUUAGAAGUUAUGAAAAAUUCACAACCAUUUCCAUUAAUUUAUGAUGAUGUUUAUGAAAUAUAUAAUUCAAAUGAUAUUUAUCAAAAAGAACCACAACAAUUAUAUUCAGAAAUUAUUGAACUAUUACAACAAAUUAGAGAUACUUCAAUAACUACAUCUGAACAAGCCUGUAUUGCUGCUAUUUGUGAAGCACUAAAAAUAAUUAAUUCAAUGGAAGGACUUGAUGAAUGUGGAAAGAAUUAUUUUAUUUCAUUUAAAUUAGAUUGUUUAUUAAAUAAAAUUUGUGGAAAAAUUAUGACACCAAUUGAUUUUAUUUGGGCAUAUCAUUCAGAAGCAAAAGAAUCAUUAAAAAGAGAAUUAGAAAUAAUACAAGUUGAUUUAAAUGGUGCAAUUGAAAGAGGAAUUGGAUAUUGGAUGUUAAAUAAAACAGAAUUAUUAAAAGAUAUGUUAUCAAAUAUAGCAAAAAUUGAAUAUAUGAAAAAGAAAGAUCCAAAUGAUGUUGCAAUUAUAUAUAUAUUAUUAGGAAGAAUUCCUGCACUUGCAGCAUUAUAUCGAUUAAAUAAAGAAAUGAAAAUUAGUGAUUUUUUAAUGAAAGAUUUUAAUAAUGAAAGAAAUAAAAUAGCAGCUAUUAAAAAUGCAUAUGUAUUAAAUAGUCAACAUAAAUAUAUUUUAUCAAUUGCAUUCUUCUUAAUUGGUGGAGCAAUUACUGAAGCAAUUCAAAUUUCAUUUGAUAAAUUAAAUAAUAUUGGACUUGGUUUUAUAAUUGCAAAAAUAUGUAGUUUAAAUUUUGAAACAACUUUAAGAAAUGUUUUAUUACCUGAAGUAAUUAAAAGAAAUGAUAUUGUUGGUCAAUUCUUUUGUUAUAUUCAAUUAAAAGAAUAUCAAAAUGCUAUUAAAUCUUUAAUAUUAAUGAAAGAAGAACCAACACUUUUUUAUUUAUUAGAAUAUUUUAAAAGUGAUGGAUUAUUAAAACAAAUGUAUGGAGUUAAUGAAAUUGAACAUUCUUCAUUUGAUUUUAUGAAAAGAAAUAUUCAUUUAUAUUUAAGAAAUAGAUGUUCUCCUCUUGCUUAUCAUUUUCUUGAUGCUCAAUUUGAUCAUACUUCAAUUCAUUCUAAUUCAACAACACCAACAAAAAAUGUUCCAAUAUCAAAUACAUCAAAUGAUGAUUGGUUUGAUGAUUUUAUGAGUAAUAGUGCACCAAUAAUUGAAGAAAAGAAAAAAGAAAUUUCAAUUAAUCAAUGUUUCCCUAAAUUAAUUGGUGAUUUAGAUAUUAAUUCAAUGAAAAUUAUUGCUCAAACAAUUGCAGAACAUUUGAUUCAUAGAUUUGUAUUACUUUCAAAAUCAUUUGAAAAAGAUCCAAUACUUCAAAAUUUUGUAGUAAAUAGAAUAGUACCAUUUUUAAAUAAUUUUGGUAUUGAAAAAGAAUCUGUUAUUACUACAUUUUAUGAUAUUUGUACAUUAACAGAUUCUAUUGAUGUGUUAUGUAUUUCUUCUUGUCUUAAUGAACAAGAAGUUAAAAUUAAUAAUUCUCUUCAAGACUCUCCUUUUGUUUCUUCAUUUGUUGAUCAAGGAAUAAAUUAUUCUACUUCAAAAAGACUUCAAAACGAUGAUAUUAAAAUUCCAAUUCCAGUUAAACAACGAAUUAUUACUUCACCAAAUCUUCUUCUUUCAUCAGAACCAAAAACACCUUCAAUUAAAAAACAAAUUUUACCAAAAUUAUCAAAUAGUGUUUCACCAAAAAUGGCAACAUCCAGUUGUCUUGGAAUGCAAUUUAUUAAAAAGGCAGAAGAACCACUUUAUUUAUAUUUAAUUUCAAGAGUAUUUCCACCAGUUCAUUCAUUAAAUGCUUUAUCUCAUUUAUAUUCAGAAGCAUAUCAUGUAUUUGUUACUCAUUUAAAUAAACAAUUACAAAUUCCAAAAGAAUUUGUUAGUUUAAUGGUAAUAUUAAUAUUUGUUGUAUCUGGAAGAAUUAAAAAUUAUGAUUUAGUUUUUAAAUUAAUUUCUACAAAAGAUAGAACAUUAAAUGGUAUUUGUUCUAUUCUAAAAGAAUGUAUUAAUGAUGCACAAGAAGAAAAUCAAGAAAUGAGUGAUUCUGAACAAUUUGUAACUGGUUUAUUAAUCUUAUUUACUAUCCCAUUAAUUUCUGAAUUACUUAAAGAAGUUGGAUGUAUAAAAACUGAUUUAAUGUUAAAAAAAUGGAAAGAGAGUUUAAUUAGUUAUACAAGUUAUUUAACUCCUACAAAACUUUUAGAAGAAGCACCAACAGAAUUUUCAUUUAGAAUAUUUUCUAAACAAGCAAUUGAAUAUUCAGAAAAUGCUUGUCAAAAUAAUAAAUCAAUGAAAAUGUUAUACAACUAUAUUAAAAAUAAUCGUGCUGAUAUCGUACGAAGUACAAUGAAUUUUGUUUUUAAUUCUACUAGUCUUCCUUCAUAUGUUAAAGAAGUUGAACCACAAAUUAAUGUUCCUCAAUCAAAAAAUACUUUAAUGAUUGACACUCCUCCUGUUUAUUCAUAUUGUUGUUCGUAUGAUAAUAAUUUUGUUAUUUAUUCAACUAAAGAUGGAAUAAAAAGAUUAGCAAAAUUUAAAGGAGUUCAUAACGAUAUUCAAUUUUGUUUUUAUGGAAUGCAUCCUCAAACAAAAAGAGCAGUAAAAGUAACUCAAUUUAUUGGAAAUUGUAUGGAUGCUAAUCCUAAUCAUCCUUAUUUUGUUGUUGGAACAGAAGAUGGUUUAGUAUUAAUAUUUAAAUAUUCUCAAGAUGAAGCCAUUCAACAAACAGCUAUUCAUAAUAAUAUCUCCCCAAGUUUAAAUGGAAAUGGACCAAAAGGAUUUGGAAUUAAAAGUGUUAAAUGGAAUAAUGCAGGAACUAAAUUUAUUGUUAGUGAUGCAAUGGGUUAUGUCGCUGUUUAUAGAUUUACAGUAAAUGAAAUUACAAUGAUUUUUAGUGAACGUAUAUUUGAUCAUGGUGUAGAUGCUUGUUUUAUUGGUGAAAGUAUGUUUUUUGUUGCAACUGGAAAUAAAGGAAUAAAAGGAGAAGUUGUUAUUGGUAAUUUAUUAGAAUCAAAUACUAUUGUUACUCGAACAGUUGUUGGUAUUGUAAAUGCUAUGUGUCUUGUACAACGAUUUGGAAGUGUUAUUAUAUCAGAUAAUGAUGGAAUUAAAUUUGUUGAUUUACAAACUGGAAGAGUUUUUAAUGAAAAAAAAUAUGAAAAAGGAGUUUGUGCAGUUGCAGUUGAUACUUAUUCACUUGUUUUAUUUGUUGGAUUAUCUGAUGGAAGAAUAUUAAUGAGUCAUCUUCCUGAUUUAGAACAAAAUGAAGAAAUAGGAAAACAUGAAUAUACCCCAAGAGGUGGAAAAUUAUUUAAACUUUUGACAAGCUCAAAUUAUCAUGCAGUAAAUAAAUUAGGAGUUGUAUGGUUAGAUAAAAAUUCACAACCAGAAUUAUAUUCUUGCUCUAAUGAUGGAAGUUUGAUUCAACGUUCUUUAAUUUAUUUCCAAUAA